AUGAAGCAGCCCUUUGAGCCAUUGAAGAACGAUCUUCUCUUGCGGGCAGCAUGGGGCCAGAAAGUCGAGCGCCCUCCCAUGUGGGUGAUGCGGCAGGCUGGCCGCUACCUCCCCGAGUAUCACGAAGCCAAGGGGUCCCGAGACUUCUUCGAGUGCUGUCGCAACCCUGAGGUGGCGUCGACCCUUACCCUGCAGCCCGUCGAAAGAUACGCCGGCCUGCUUGACGCCGCCAUCAUCUUCUCAGACAUUCUCGUCAUCCCCCAGGCCAUGGGCAUGGAUGUCGAAAUGGUGGACAAGAAGGGCCCGCACUUCCCCAGUCCUCUCCAGUCGCCCGCCGAUGCCCAGUACCAGGCUGUCAUGGAACGACCCGUCAAGGUCGCCGACGAGCUCGACUACGUUUACCAGGCCAUUGCUCUGACGAGAAGAAAGCUUGCUGGCCGAGUCCCACUCAUUGGCUUCUGCGGCGCGCCCUGGACCCUCUUCUGCUACAUGGUUGAAGGCGGUGGCACUAAGUUGUUCGCCCAGAGCAGGACCUGGAUCUACAGGCAUCCCGAUGAGACGAAGAAGCUCCUGUUCAAGAUUGCCGAUAUCUGCGUCGAUCAUUUGGCGCUCCAGGUCAAGGCCGGCGCCCAGAUGGUCAUGGUCUUCGAUUCAUGGGCGGGUGAGCUAGGCCCCGCGUCAUAUCGCAAGUUCUCCGAACCCUAUCUUGCGCACAUUGCCCAGAAGCUCCCCGAUCGACUCCGGAGCAUGGGGCUCGACCGCGUUCCGAUGACCGUCUUCCCCAAGGGCGCCUGGUACGCCCUGGACUCUGCUUGCGACCUCGGAUACAAUGUCGUAGGCAUCGACUGGUUGCAUGACCCUGCCGCGGCGGCCACUGUCCGAGGGUCGCGCAACGUCGUCUUGCAGGGCAACGCCGACCCCGGCAUUCUGUACGGCUCCAAGGCCGCCAUCACCGAGGCGGUGGAGGAGAUGGUCAAGGGCCUCUGGGCGGACAAUAGGGGGUGGAUUGCAAACUUGGGACACGGAAUCACGCCCGGCGUCGACCCAGAUAACUUGAAGCACUUCUUUGAGGAGAUCCAUCGUCUGACGAAGAGCUGA
Messenger RNA from Hirsutella rhossiliensis, 1098 nucleotides. Its product is annotated as uroporphyrinogen decarboxylase (URO-D) domain-containing protein. NCBI's taxonomy places the organism in Eukaryota, Fungi, Ascomycota, Sordariomycetes, Hypocreales, Ophiocordycipitaceae. Gene Ontology annotation, biological process: heme biosynthetic process. Bases 1 to 1098 code for a protein of 365 amino acids. The record is from RefSeq and is a predicted model, not a curated record. Gene Ontology annotation, cellular component: cytosol. Gene Ontology annotation, molecular function: uroporphyrinogen decarboxylase activity. The transcript is spliced from 5 exons.